Messenger RNA from Odobenus rosmarus divergens (Pacific walrus), 1419 nucleotides. It is a transcript of the gene WNT7B, whose product is annotated as wingless-type MMTV integration site family, member 7B. Gene Ontology annotation, molecular function: cytokine activity; frizzled binding. Gene Ontology annotation, cellular component: extracellular region. The coding region runs from base 369 to 1418 and encodes 349 amino acids. Gene Ontology annotation, biological process: canonical Wnt signaling pathway; neuron differentiation; multicellular organism development. NCBI's taxonomy places the organism in Eukaryota, Metazoa, Chordata, Mammalia, Carnivora, Odobenidae. The transcript is spliced from 4 exons. The record is from RefSeq and is a predicted model, not a curated record.
GCCGCGGCGCUCGGCGAGGCGCGCACGGCCCCAGGCGGCUGCGCCCAGUGGAGGCAGCGCCCGCCCGCCCGCCUGCAGUGCUCCGGCCCGGCCCCCGCCGGCGCUCGUCGUGUCCAGCGAUCUCUCAGCCCAGCUCCGAGGUCGCGGUUCCCGGCCCAGGUCACUACCCAGGCGCACGCGGCGGCGGCGGCGCCCCGGGCUCACCAUGGUGGCAGCGCGCGCCGAGUGCCCGCGCGUCGCCGGCCGCCCGAGCCGCAGCGCUGGCUGAGAGCGGUCCACCGAAGCCCCCUGCCCUUGCCAGUUCCCCGCCCGGCCCGCGCGUCCCCUCCGGCCGCCGCUGUCUAUGGCGCAGCCCCCCUCCCUGGAUCAUGCACAGAAACUUUCGCAAGUGGAUUUUCUACGUGUUUCUCUGCUUUGGCGUCCUCUACGUGAAGCUCGGAGCACUGUCGUCCGUCGUGGCCCUGGGAGCCAACAUCAUCUGCAACAAGAUUCCCGGCUUGGCCCCGCGGCAGCGCGCCAUCUGCCAGAGCCGGCCCGAUGCCAUCAUCGUGAUCGGGGAGGGGGCGCAGAUGGGCAUCAAUGAGUGCCAGUACCAGUUCCGCUUCGGACGCUGGAACUGCUCCGCCCUUGGCGAGAAGACCGUCUUCGGGCAAGAGCUCCGAGUAGGGAGCCGUGAGGCCGCCUUCACAUAUGCCAUCACCGCGGCCGGCGUGGCCCACGCCGUCACGGCCGCCUGCAGCCAGGGGAACCUGAGCAACUGCGGGUGUGACCGCGAGAAGCAGGGUUACUACAACCAGGCCGAGGGCUGGAAGUGGGGCGGCUGCUCGGCCGACGUGCGCUACGGCAUCGACUUCUCCCGGCGCUUCGUGGACGCCCGUGAGAUCAAGAAGAACGCGCGGCGCCUCAUGAACCUGCACAACAAUGAGGCCGGCAGAAAGGUCCUGGAGGAGCGCAUGAAGCUGGAGUGCAAGUGCCACGGCGUGUCGGGCUCGUGCACCACCAAGACGUGCUGGACCACGCUGCCCAAGUUCCGCGAGGUGGGCCACAUGCUCAAGGAGAAGUACAACGCGGCCGUGCAGGUGGAGGUGGUGCGGGCCAGCCGCCUGCGGCAGCCCACCUUCCUGCGCAUCAAGCAGCUGCGCAGCUACCAGAAGCCCAUGGAGACGGACCUGGUGUACAUUGAGAAGUCGCCCAACUACUGCGAGGAGGACGCGGCCACGGGCAGCGUGGGCACGCAGGGCCGCCUGUGCAACCGCACGUCGCUGGGCGCGGACGGCUGCGACACCAUGUGCUGCGGCCGUGGCUACAACACGCACCAGUACACCAAGGUGUGGCAGUGCAACUGCAAGUUCCACUGGUGCUGCUUCGUCAAGUGCAACACCUGCAGCGAGCGCACUGAGGUCUUCACGUGCAAGUGAG